CAGUCCUACCGUCGACCCGCACAACUCCGGCCUCGUCGCAAUUCAGCCUGGUCACAGCCCAGCCUUGUCGCAAGUUUGACUCGUCACAAUCCAGCUUCGUGCAAUUCGACAUCGACACAAGUCGACGCCAUUCCCAAAUAUGGCCGAGGGCAUUCAUGUCCCGACAGAAAUCUCUCGAGGUUUGGAGGACCGACCAACAGCAAUCCAAGAAGCUCCAAAAGAGCCCCAUAUUGCAGGCCAAACUUCCGAGAAGGGCGAACUAGAAACGAGGGAAGCAGAUAGAGCUGGAGCAGAAAGUCGUCGAGGAGAGGUGAGCGAAGUAGUAGUGAAUGGAAUCGACUUCCAGCAGUUCAUAAUAGAUAAUCCAAGGGAGGACGAACGCUCAUCAGUCCCUCCACAUGCAAAUGAAAAGACCAAGAACGCGCCCACAUAUGCAUCUUUCGGCGACAAAACAACAACGGCUAGUACGAAUGCACACGGCUAUCUCACACAGAUCACGCGAUAUUUAGGAGUUGGUCAAUCAGGAUUCGUCUGCGUAGAUCUCCCCGGUGUACCACAGCCAUCCGAUGUCCAUGAUCGGGCGGAAAAACUCAUGGCUCUUUCCACACACAACGAUGAAGCUAUCGCUGCCUAUUUCAAUGAAGAUAUUCCAGUGGAGUUAGGCAAGGCUGCCGAAAUGCUGCCUACGUUGGAAUUCAUUCACAAUCGUUGGCCAUUGUUCACUACUCAGCCUACCGAUCACCCCUACUUCACCAAGGCCAUACAACAUAUCGUUUUCCAAGAUAUCGUUUUCCAACAAUACCGUUAUGAGUCGACGACGGAAGGCUCUGUUACGAUCCCAUCGACUUUUUUUAUCUCAGCGGAUCUCCUGAUACGGGAGUUGGACUUCAUCGACCAAAAAAAUCAAUUCAAUAAGGACACAUCACAGUCCUCUCAGUACUCGCAAUCUCUUGGCGCAAAUGAUCGCAACCUCAUUCUUACUCAUGAGAACAUCAAUGAGAGUUACAAGGUUGCCUUGGCAAUCGCGGUUUUCGUGAACGGCGAGGCCCAGCCUAUUGAGCAUUACAUGGGUGAUUGGUAUCAAACAAAAGGCGAAGAAGAUCGUGGACAUCAGCUUCGGCCCUUGGAGCCGCUUCUAGUAACAUUGGCCUUUAAGCUAGUGCCAUUGCAAGCCGAAAUUGAGGAGAACGUUCCUUUAAUCUCCAAGUCAGACCUUUCCAACGCGUACAAAGCAUUUACAGCACCUUCAUUCACGAAAUUGACGUUUUCAGCCGAUCCACAUUUGGACUUUGCCCUACGACGUAACCUAGAGCACAUACUUUCCGUCUGUAGUAUUCCAGUGGGUUCGAUACCAUUAGAGAGCGAGGGAUCAAAAGUCGCAUUGACCUGUGGAGACAUAUCGGGACAUCGAAUCGUUACGUCGGCAACUUUCUUUGCCUUUCACUUCUUGCUUUCGAUGUUUGAAUACCUCGAAAAGCCCGAACCUCAGCAGGGACAGAGCAAGGAUAAGCAGGAACAUACCCUCGCUCAAUGUAAGUGCCGUAAAGACAAAAGAUCGGCUUGCGAAAGGGCAUUCUUGGCUGCGCUACGAAACAGAAUCAAGGAUACGUGCCGGGCCCACCUGACAUGGAUCGAGCAGACCGGAAUCAUGCGUGUGACUUGGAAAGAAGGGCAGACCAAGGAUAUGCGUGAACUUCUCGGAGCAGACUAUUGGAUCACAGGCACAAAAAUACCGCAUAUGAGUUCAAAAGAAGUUCUGAGCCCGAAGUCAUUGUCGGACUGGCCCUUGAACAUCAUCAAAUUCGCGGACUUCGCGAUAAGAACCAAGAAUGAGGAGAUCAAGGGGCUUUUCGAAGAGCGAGGGAACUCAUUGCGAUCCAGUGUUGGCGAUUGGGUCGAAGCACUAGAUCUAGAGAACGCACGUGGAUUUUAUGCAAUUCCUCGCCCUCUGAGCAAAUCACGUCCAGGACAGAAACGCUACCGCCUUGAAGACCACGUAUGGAUGUGGAGAGCGCUCCUAUCUAUUAAGAGGCUCGGCCUCCAGAAAGAACUCAAAACAAGCAAGACUUCCCCGACGAAGCCGCCGCGUAUUGGACCCUCUGGCCGUCCUGACUUAAAGAACCCACUGCAUCAUAGCUACACACCGGCAGACUUCCAGUCUAAAGCGAUAAGGCGGUUCACCACAGAGAACAAUGUGUCAAGACGGAAGAUGGUUGCUAUUUCUCGUACAGCAUCCGCAAGCAGGUUUCUCUUCCAUUCUACGGACACAGCAUUGUUCUACGACACGUGGACACCAUUAUUCGACAAGUCAGACACCCUGUGGAUAGCCACGAACGAUGUGCAGAGGUUUCACAAAGGCAAUGAAGAUUUGGAGUGGGGUAACCCCUUGCGCUACGCACUGGCUAUGAUGAUGGCAAAAAAUGGGCAUCCGAUCAACACUAGGUCCCCAUCUAGUAUGUUUACCAUCGCGAAAGACAUUCUGCUUGGAAGCUCCUCGCGGAACGGCAUUUUCCCAGGCCAACUUCAACCAGGCAGUAAAGAGCCCGAUUUUAGCUGGAAAGACUUUCACUGGCAGGCUAGCUUUGAAGUGCCCUGCAUUCUUUGGGAAUGCAGGUUGAAUGUGGAAGAUAGUAAGAAACCCGAGGAGGCAAAUCCGGUGAACCCCACCGCUGGGCAACCAAUUCAGAUUGAUCCGCAAAAAGAAUCCCAGACCUUGGAGAUGAGGAAGUCAAUACCGUUCAACAUUCUCAUUGAUGAAAAAAGCAUUGUUGAGCUGUCGGAUGAAUGGCUGUACGAUUAUCCCGAAUUCCUGGACUCUAACGAUGACAUAGAAGGCUCGCGUAAGAGUAUCAAGUUGAUCAUCAAGCCCUCAGACACACUACUGAGAGGCGUAGUCGUCGAUGUCCCGAGAUCAGAUGGGGCAGGUCACUGUCAGCAGCUAGAAAAUGGGUUCAACGCCUCGUGCAACCUGGACAUCUACGACAGAUUCAAUCGUCCCAGAACAGCACAGGACGCUAAGAAAAGGCUUAUCUGGCUACCUAACCCCAAUUCCGAUACGAAAGAGCUGUGCAUUCUUGCAUCUCCAAAGGCAGAGCAGGAAUGCCUGGAAGAGUUUUUCGAGAAGCACGACUACAAGCGGAAAUACUUCUUCGACGAAGUGAUAGCAACUUCGAACCUUUGGAAGACUGAGUUCCAUUUAUCCUCUUAUCAAGUCUUUGAAGCACGAGAAGGCAGAAGGAAGGGUGAUCAAGCACACGAAGGCAAAAGGAAGGGUGAUCUUAACUUCCUUGGGGGCAGUAUGGUGAUGAGGAGAGCGGGGACGGGCUUUCGAUUCGUUGGCGACUUUUGGGAUCGCUAUUGGACAUGUCACGUUCUUGAACAUGAACCAACGGAAGACUCCCAGCGGGAGCAGUCCUUCGACCCAGACAAAAAGGAUGAUCUGCUAAAACGCUUCAAGGAGCUCAUCAGACCCGAGGACACUCUGUCCAAAUUUGAGCGGGACAAAGAGCCGUGGCGCCAGCGUAAGGUACUGGAACUUCUGUUGUUCGAUCUCAUGCUCAAGAAGAUCGCGGGGCGUUAUGGCGAGAUGUUUGAGCAGACGGGCGAACGACUGAGUAGCCUCUUUCCACGUGCGAAAACAGCUGGCAUCGACCGUACGGACGUUCUCCUCGUCCUGCACACUUUGUUGUCUAUACCCAUGAACACCUCCGCCUACUCAGAAUUCCGGAAAAAAUGGCCAGCCUUUCAGUAUACUCUGCAAGUCAUGGAGGAAGAUUUGAAGGAAAACCUAGAAAAAAUUGGAUUCUGGAGAGAUCGAGAAAGCGAGCGCCAGCUUGAACGACCAAGAUGGACCAGGAACGACGAGAGGAAAUACAGGCCUGUGAUAUCCAAGGUUACGGCGUCGAACAACCAAAGAAUCCGGAUUCUAGAACACUAUCUUGCAGACAUCCGGUCGUUAAGACUAUCGCUCGAGCGCAUGUCUGACUCCACAAGAGACGAGUUAAACUACGAAAGUGCCGAGAAUGUCCGCUUCUUCACCUACGUAACCGUGAUAUUCCUUCCAUUAGGAUUUGCUACUGGCAUCUUCAGCAUGAAUGCUGCUCCUGGAAAAAAGACCUUGAAUGGCAUGGUUAUUACGGCGAUCAUCACUGUCAUUGUCACCAUCAUUGUUCUGACAUUGAUUCGACCAGUGCUGACUGUUACCCGCCCCAUUCGACUCAAGGCUUCCGCAUGGCUAGAUUCUCUUCGGAAAGCGAGAGAGGACGACGCAGAAAAUUCUAGGAACUCAAGCCCCAUUCAUAAUCAUCAGAUCAUAAAAGUCGCAUCCAACCUUCAACCCACUUUAGACAAGGAGCCUGCCUUAAGCAGACUACUCCGACGAGUGAAAGAUGUCUUCAGCGUGCGCGCAGCACGGCCAAUGAAGCCCAAUCACCACCCGCCCGAUCUAGAGAGGGGACAGAAGACACAAGAAAAGCAUGUUGAUGACAAUAGUCUUGGGAAUGAGAAGCCACUCGACCCUAAAUGAUGCAGAGUCUUAACUUGUUUGCUUUUCUUUUCGAGUUGCAGGGGCUUCGUUGGGCAUAAAUCUCCAGCCAGUAUUGAAUCCAUAUACAUCUGUUGAUAUCUAUUCGAGUAAAUCUAUAAACAUUCCAGCGUGUAGUUAGUACAAGUCUUCUUUAGUAAGUAUCGUGUCGUGCGAGAAACUUAGGCGUUUCUCUUUACUGCUAAAAGGAC
Molecule: messenger RNA, 4734 nt
Organism: Mytilinidion resinicola
Lineage: Eukaryota; Fungi; Ascomycota; Dothideomycetes; Mytilinidiales; Mytilinidiaceae
Exons: 3
Coding region: 140-4525 (1461 amino acids)
Biological process (GO): metal ion transport; transmembrane transport
Cellular component (GO): membrane
Molecular function (GO): metal ion transmembrane transporter activity
Source: RefSeq, a predicted model, not a curated record